Messenger RNA from Sphenostylis stenocarpa, 2553 nucleotides. NCBI's taxonomy places the organism in Eukaryota, Viridiplantae, Streptophyta, Magnoliopsida, Fabales, Fabaceae. The record is from the annotation of a GenBank genome assembly.
AUGGAAGCUUACGGAGGGUUCAUGGUCGACGAGAAAGCCGUUACGGUUGAGAACGCUUUUUUGGAUUUUCUCAAAAGCUUCAAAUCUAGCCAACGGAACGAGCUUCAGUACGAAGCGGAGAUCGAAGUGAUGAGAGUCAACGAAUCCAACACCAUGUUCAUCGAUUUCGCCCACGUCAUCAAAUUCAGCGACCUCCUCCAGCAGACUGUCUCUGAUGAGUAUUUGAGAUAUGAACCUUAUUUGAAGAAUGCUUGCAAGAGGUUUGUAAUGGAACUCAAGCCGUCAGUUGUAUCCGACGAUGGCCCCAACAAGGAUAUCAACGUUGCUUUCUACAAUAUUCCCGUUAUUAAGCGGUUAAGGGAAUUGGGUACAUCAGAAAUCGGGAGGCUUGUAUCUGUUACAGGAGUUGUGACGAGGACAAGUGAGGUUCGACCUGAACUUCUCCAAGGGACUUUCAAGUGCCUGGAAUGCGGUAGUGUUAUAAAGAAUGUUGAACAGCAAUUCAAGUAUACUGAGCCAACAAUCUGUUCAAAUGCCACCUGUAGCAAUCGAACAAGGUGGGUAUUGCUUCGCCAAGAUAGCAAAUUUGCUGAUUGGCAGAGGGUCAGAAUGCAGGAGACAUCCAAAGAGAUACCUGCCGGCUCUCUUCCUAGGUCGUUGGAUGUUAUUCUUCGUCAUGAGAUCGUAGAACAGGCCAGGGCUGGUGAUACGGUGAUUUUCACAGGUACUGUUGUUGUUAUACCCGACAUAAUGGCACUGGCAUCUCCUGGAGAGAGAUCAGAGUGUCGUCGUGAUGCUUCUCAACGCAAGGGUUCUACCGCUGGAAAUGAAGGUGUGAGUGGCCUCAAGGCCCUGGGAGUCAGAGACCUCUCCUAUCGUCUAGCUUUUAUAGCUAACUCUGUUCAGAUUUGUGAUGGUAGAAGAGAAAUAGACAUCAGGAACAGAAAGAAGGAUGCUGAAGAAGAUGAUCAACAGUUUACUACGCAGGAACUGGAUGAAAUUCAACGAAUGAGGAUUACUCCAGAUUUUUUCACCAAAUUAGUUGAAAGUGUUGCUCCAACUGUUUUUGGUCAUCCAGAUAUAAAGAGAGCUAUCCUUCUUAUGCUCAUGGGUGGUGUUCACAAAUUUACUCAUGAAGGCAUCAACCUUAGAGGAGACAUAAAUGUUUGCGUUGUUGGAGAUCCCAGCUGUGCAAAAUCUCAAUUUCUUAAGUAUACUUCAGGCAUAGUUCCAAGAUCUGUGUAUACAUCUGGGAAAUCAUCAUCUGCUGCUGGCUUGACUGCAACUGUUGCCAAGGAACCAGAAACUGGGGAGUUUUGUAUUGAGGCUGGUGCUUUGAUGCUUGCUGACAAUGGCAUCUGUUGCAUUGAUGAAUUUGACAAGAUGGACAUCAGAGAUCAGGUUGCAAUUCACGAGGCCAUGGAACAGCAGACUAUUAGUAUCACAAAAGCAGGAAUACAAGCAACGCUUAAUGCUCGUACUUCCAUUCUUGCCGCUGCCAAUCCUGCUGGAGGACGCUAUGAUAAAUCUAAACCACUUAAGUAUAACGUGGCUCUUCCACCAGCUAUACUUUCAAGGUUUGAUCUCGUUUAUGUUAUGAUUGAUGAUCCAGAUGAUCAGACAGAUUAUCACAUAGCUCAUCAUAUUGUGAGAGUUCAUCAAAAGCGAGAAGCUGCUCUUGCUCCAGCAUUCACUACAGCAGAACUGAAGCGUUAUAUAGCAUAUGCAAAAACUCUUAAACCAAAGCUCACCUCAGAUGCCAGAAAACUACUGGUAGACUCUUACGUUGCUCUUCGUAGAGGUGAUACAAAUCCAGGGAGUAGGGUUGCAUAUCGUAUGACAGUUAGGCAGUUGGAAGCAUUAAUCAGGCUGUCAGAGGCCAUUGCACGGUGUCAUUUGGAAAAUCAGGUGCAACCUCGCCAUGUUCGUCUAGCAGUAAAACUUCUGAAAACAUCCAUAAUAAGUGUGGAGUCCAGUGAAAUCGAUCUGUCUGAGUUUCAAGAAGAAAAUCAGAAUGACGGUGCAGUUGGUGGCGAUGGAAAUGAUAAUAAUGGAGAUGUUAAUGAUAGAGGUGGUGAUGGAGAUGAUAAUAAUAGAGAUGCUAAUGAUGGAAAUCCAGCAGCCGAUGGAUCUAACUCCCGGGGGAUGAAACAAGCUGAUGGAAACGAUGGAAAUCCCGCAGAUGGGUCUAAACCUCAAGCGAAAAAACUCGUUAUAAGUGAUGAAUAUUUUCAAAGAGUAACCAGCGCCCUUAUCAUGCGUCUUAGACAACAUGAAGAGGCUGCUAUGCAAGGAAAUGGUUUGGCUGGAAUGAGACAAAAAGAUUUGAUUCAAUGGUACGUAGACCAACAGAACGAGAGAAAUAACUAUAGUUCGAUGGAAGAAGUGACAGCUGAAAUUUCUAAAAUUAAAGCUAUUAUAGAGAGUUUAAUUCGCAGAGAAGGUCAUUUGAUAGUGGUAGAUGAUGGGCAAGAGGCGGCGGCAGCUGAAGGAGGAGGCGCACCUAGAAAUAACCGAAUUUUAGCGGUGGCUCCCAAUUAUGUUAUUGACUGA